Pochonia chlamydosporia 170 is the source of this 519-nucleotide messenger RNA. RefSeq lists its product as hypothetical. Bases 1 to 519 code for a protein of 172 amino acids. NCBI's taxonomy places the organism in Eukaryota, Fungi, Ascomycota, Sordariomycetes, Hypocreales, Clavicipitaceae. The record is from RefSeq and is a predicted model, not a curated record. The transcript has 2 exons.
AUGCACAAUAACCGCCCUCAUCCCAUACUAGAGCAGGUCCCUCUAACCGUAUCUCCAUUCGUAUCUCUCCCCACAGCCACCACCCUCUCCUACAACUACAAGACCAUGCCGUCCAACAUCCCCCCAUCAACAAUGGGCAUCCCGACGGCGUCCGAAGACCCGUCCCAGCAGCCGAAACCGCGCUUUGUCGUCUCGGGCUCCGGCCACGCCGCGCAUCCCGACGACAUCAUGGACUCGUGUAAAAAUCUCCUGGCCUUUGUUACGAACCUGCAGGACAGCGCGGAGCGGGAACUUCACGAGUUCGAGGAGCGCAUUAAGCAGCGCGACUUGGCGGAGAAGAGGAGAGUCGCGCCCGGUUGGUUGGAUAGUGAGUCGCGGUUGUUGCAGCCGCAGAAGAUGACGGGGCAGAGCGCGGACUUGUUAUCAGGGCAGACGCCACCUGAGGAAAAAGGGAAGCAACCAGUUGUCGAUCCGGGUGCGGAGUUGGAUAGGGCUUUUGGGGGGAUGGCUUUGAAGUGA